Molecule: messenger RNA, 768 nt
Organism: Fusarium tjaetaba
Lineage: Eukaryota; Fungi; Ascomycota; Sordariomycetes; Hypocreales; Nectriaceae
Exons: 2
Coding region: 1-768 (255 amino acids)
Source: RefSeq, a predicted model, not a curated record
AUGUUUAUCCCAGCUUUGUUGGCCGCUCGUGGGCCUAUCACGGCUCUGACUAUCUUGGUGAGCACUGCAACUUUCAGUGCUGGUGCCUUCUUUGUCGCUCUUCGCAACACUGCUCUCGAUUGCCCUCGUCACUCUGCCACCAACGCCGCCUGUGGAGUCGACAUCCUCACUGAUCUCGUUACCUUCAUCGCCGCUGCUGGUGCCACUGCCGGGGCUACCUUUAUCGGACUGACCACUCCUACUCCCCGUGAUUCCCCUAUUUUCCGUGUCGACGGCGUCGAUGUUGAUUGGUAUGAAAACGCAAACUCGCAUCGCCAUGGACUCAAUAGGACUAUUGACAAUCCCGCCGUCGUUGAGUGGCAGUUUAAUCACACCUCACCUAUCCAGAAAUACAUCACAUAUGAGAAAGAUGGUUACCUCCACAAGCGCCUCGAUACUGGAGUCGACAUCCCCGAUCCGAGUGGAAAGAGAGCUUUGUGCCGCGCUUACUACGAUACCCGCUUUUGGUCCGACGACUUGCGCACCUGGGAGUACCGUACAACCCCCGAUGCUUCUGUCUGGGCCGACAUUGGUGAAGAUCUGUUCUACCAGUUCGUAAACCGAGAAUGGAAGGCAGGAUGUGUGUGGUUCAGAGGAAACAAGGCAGCCAGUGGCGGUAUCUACGAGGCCUCAUUCGAGCUUGGUGCAUCCUGCAGCCAAGAAGAGCCAGACUAUCUAGACUGUGGCAAGGCUAACUACAACGUUGAGGUUGCCGGCUUCAACUUUUAG